Molecule: messenger RNA, 2980 nt
Organism: Clunio marinus
Lineage: Eukaryota; Metazoa; Arthropoda; Insecta; Diptera; Chironomidae
Source: the annotation of a GenBank genome assembly
ACUGUACUAGACAUGUGUUUUUUAUAUUUGACAUUACAAACGACGCCUUCACGCAUUAAAGAGUUUAAAAAAUUCGAAAGAAAAUUUUUACGUCAGGAAGUUUAAUUACCUAACUACAUAGUGUGAAUAUAAUUUACGUUUAAUCAUGUCGGAAUCUAAUGCAUUUACCAAACAAGUCGAAAACAUUGAAGUUAUGCAAGUUUUAAAUUCAUCUACUGAUGGUUCAGUCACAUUUGAAUUAAAAUCUGGUGGAGAUGAAGAAGAAAAUAAAUUCGUCAAGGACGUUGAAAAAGAAGUUUUCGACAGAGUUUUCUACAACAUUCCAAUAGAAGUUAAGAAUCCAUGUCCAAUAGAAAAAACUUUCCUAGAAUAUCGUUACAGUAUGAAGGAAAUUAGUAAAUCACUUUAUAAGAAAGUGAUUGAAGCAGGAAAUGGCUCUGAUAUUUAUUUGGACGAUUGUAUCGUCAAUUAUGAUUAUUCAAUGUUUUUGGAAGGAUCUGAAGGUCCUUUUGACUCAAGCAUUUUGAACAAUUCCAUCGGCUGUAUUAAUGUUUCGAUUGGCAUUGAACCACUACCUGGAUGUCGUUUAGCUUUGUCAACAAUGAAGAAAGGAGAAGAAGCAAUUUUUUGGAUCUCUCAUGAAUUGAUGUUUGGAAAGUUGGGAUGUCCACCAAGAGUUCCUCCUAAAGCCGACAUUUUAUUUCAAGCAAAGAUCAAAAGUGUUUCAGAAAGUGAAAAAAGUUCGAAUCAAAAUCUUGAACGUGAACUGAAGAAUCUUUUGAAAGGAGCUGCGAAGAAGAGUUUAAUUGCUGCUGAACAUUACAAGUUUGGUGAUUAUCAAUCAGCAAUUGGAAUAUACAGAAAAUGGAUAAAUAUCCUUGAUGGGUCACCGAUUAAAAAUUGCGAUGAGGAAGAAGCGUUGAGUAAGGUUCUUAUCAAAUUAUAUAAUAACGUCAUCGUUUGCUAUAAUAAAAUUAAUAAGCCUGAAAAAGCUUGCAUCAUGAUCAGAUAUCUUGAAAAGUUGAUAUCGAUUAGAGAUCAACCUAGAAUGUUAUUAGAGAAAGGAAAGUCAAACAUGAUGCUACAACAUUACGAAGAAGCAAGACGAUGUUUCAAUCUUGUCAGAAAAUGUUGUCCAAAUUUCCCCAAACUAAUCGAGGCCUUUGAAGAGCUUGACAAACAAGAAGAAUUAUCAAAACAACACGAAGCCAUUUUGGAUGAAUUAAGCUUCGAUAUUGAUGUAAAAAGCAACGGAUUAGAAAGAAAUGAAUUAAAUUUUAUCAGCAGGCUUGAUUUUCCUGCCAAAUCUUCCGGCACUUUUAAUGUACAUGGAUUCGAUCAGAAAUUUCCAUCUUUUGCGAUUUUUCAACUACAUUCAUUCUAUUAUAACAUGUCACUGUCUUUCACUCCAAAUAUCACUGAACCACACGAAACAGGAACAAACAUUGGAUUAAUUCUUAAGUCACACAAUUCUACAAUAACUCUUCAUAUCUGGAAUGACAAUAAUGAUACUGUAAGUUGCAUGGCUGCUUUAGUUAUUUACAAUCGAACCACUCCAAUUCCCGGUGGAUGUCCAAAAUCUCAACCAAUGUUGACAUUACGUGAAACUGAAGAUUUUGUGAUUGUUGAAACAACAAUAGCUGAGGUCUCUCCAAAGGAACAUGACAAGAGAGGAAGUGUUAGAUGUUUGAGGAACUCAACAAAGCCACUGCAUUAUUUCACCAACUACAUCUAUCUCGAAAGAAUGAAUUUCAAUCAUGAAACAUACUUUAAUGGCAUUAAAAGUAUGAUUUUUGAUGUUAAUCCACCAAAAAGCUAUCGAGCGACACAAAAUUUCUCUCCAUUUCAUCGAUACUUUGAAAAAGUUCCAGGCACUGGAAUCAUCUUCAACUCGUUUGUUGUGGAUAGGAAAGGACGGACAGGAUUUUACAUUCCUAAAAUGACUGAUUCGUGUUUGAAUAACAUUUGGAACAGCCAUUGUAAUAACAUUAGCUUAUUGAAGCAGUCGAUCGGAUUUGUUCUUGUGAUGUUUUCCCUUGUUAUGACUUUCAAUCUUCUCAUGCCUGAUAUUAUCGAAGCAGGUUUAAAUGGGAUGUUCAUCGGAUCAUUUUUCAUGAUUGCAUUUCUUGAGAGCCGCCAUGUGACGAUGACAAAGUUUGACAUUUUUAUGACGACAAUAUUCAGCGGUUUAAUUUCGUCAGCUUUGUUCGCAACAAUUUCGCUUCGUUAUCGUGUUGGUCGGUAUUUAUCAAAAUUAUUAUUCAGCAACAUAACAAUAGCAUUGAUAAUGGAACUAUUUUUCAAUGAAAUCACGUCAAUUUACUUGCAGUUUGGACUCGCUUUUUUCUUUUCACUUGCUUUAGGAAUUUUUAGGAUUUCUUUCUCAGUUUUUCUUGGCGGCUUUGCACUCAUCAAUGGAUUGUCAUAUUUAUCGAAAUGUGGAAAUAUUCAUCGCAUUUUCGUUGAUAAUUUUCAUGCACUCUUUUCUGCAUAUAACACGAAAGAUCAUAUAUGGUCAUUAUAUAGACGAAAAUUCAUCAAUUCUAAAAUAUUUCUGAACUGGUUGGAUUAUUCUUUAAUAACUGUUUACGUUGUUGGUGCAGUUAUGUUAACAAUUCGAAAAGAAAUCUAUUCUCGUAACAUUGAGAGCCAUAAUGAAUUGUUGAUACGUUGUGGUGGCGAUGUUGACGAGUAUAAUAGAAAUGUUGCGAGAUAUCGUCGAAAUAGAUGCUUGAUUGGAAUUCCAAAUUCAUCAUCAGCUAGACACAGAUUUAGAAUUAUUUCGCCAUGUCGACGUCAUCAUUAUCGGUCAAACAUCAUUCACGAGCGAAGUCCUUUGAUUUCACAUUGGUUGGCAAGUGAUGAAAGUGAAGAUGAUGUGUUUGAGUCACCAAUUUCAAACUCUCGUUUCAUGCAAACACUUCCACCUGAUUCAAGAGAAAGAAUUGAAGCAAUCCAAAACUUCCAUGAUGAUCGUUAG